Molecule: messenger RNA, 933 nt
Organism: Blastocystis hominis
Lineage: Eukaryota; Bigyra; Opalinata; Blastocystidae
Exons: 4
Coding region: 1-933 (310 amino acids)
Biological process (GO): ribosome biogenesis; maturation of LSU-rRNA from tricistronic rRNA transcript (SSU-rRNA, 5.8S rRNA, LSU-rRNA)
Cellular component (GO): nucleolus; PeBoW complex
Molecular function (GO): RNA binding
Source: RefSeq, a predicted model, not a curated record
AUGGCUAAACGUUCGGGAAGACCAAAGCCAAAAUCGAUCAAGAGCAAGGCGAUUAACAAGAAUAGCAAGCGUAAGCUUGACACUCUUGGAAAGAAGCUGAAGAAGGGGUAUGCUGGUGAGGCGAUUCUCUACAUGACUCGUUCUCAAGCGCUGCGUAAGUUAAGUCUGAGUUUGAAGGAUUUCCGCCGAAUUUGCAUUUUGAAGGGAAUCUAUCCCCGCGAGCCCAAGCACAAGCCAAACAAGACGCAAACCUAUUAUCAUGCGAAGGAUAUCGCGUAUAUCUCCCACGAGCCGAUUAUCGAUUACUUCCGCAAGAUGAAAACGUUCCUAAAGAAGCUCUCUCGCUCUCACGGUCGUGGUGAGAAAUCGGAAGUUCUCCGCAAAUGGGAGAACAAGCCCGAGAUGAAUCUGGAUCAUCUGGUCAAGGAGCGUUAUCCGACGUUCAACUCCGCUCUGACCGAUCUGGACGACGCUCUGUCGAUGAUCCAUCUGUUCGCCCUUCUGCCCGCCACAUCGAGCAUCCGAGCCUCGAAAUCGCAGACAUGCCGUCGUCUGUGCCACGAGUGGAACUUCUACAUCAUCCAGAGCCGCAGUCUGCGGAAGGUUUUCAUCAGCAUUAAGGGCGUCUACUACCAAGCGGAGAUCCAGGGCCAGAAAAUCACUUGGCUCGUUCCGCACAAGUUCUCUCAGGACCUUCCUGGCGACGUCGACUUCCAGGUCAUGCUCACCUUCCUCGACUUCUACCAAGUGUUUCUCCGAUUCGUCCUCUACCGCCUCUAUUUUACCGCGGGAAUGAAGUACCCGCCCUCCGUCGACGCCCUCCGCGACUGCGAGGGCGCAGAAAUCGACGCGUUAACCGCGGAACUCGACGUGGCCCCCGCGGACAGCGAGGAAUCGCGGGAAUUGGCCGGUCGGCGCGGGCGUUUCAUCUGA